Molecule: messenger RNA, 855 nt
Organism: Arachis ipaensis
Lineage: Eukaryota; Viridiplantae; Streptophyta; Magnoliopsida; Fabales; Fabaceae
Source: RefSeq, a predicted model, not a curated record
AUGGCUAAGAGGAUUGAUAGUCUUCAAAUAGCAGCAGUGAACACUACAAAUAAAUCGCCAGCUAGAUGGGUGCAGAAUGAAGAAAUCUAUAAGGAGCAGCAGCCAGAACAAGUUAACUAUAUGCACAACCAAUGUACUGGACAGAAUAAAUUUCAUGGAGAAACUUACAACUCCUCUUGGAGGAACCACCCCAAUCUAAGAUGGAGAGACAACCAGAACCCAAAUUCAUGGCAAAGAAACUCCAACCAAAAUAACUCCCGUAACACAAACCACCAGAACCAUCAGCAAACUAACCAAAAUCCAUACAGAAAACUACAAAAUAACUACCCCACUUCUAACUUCUAUCCACCCUAUAACCCAUCAACUAACCAAAAUAAUUUCCACCAACCAUCUUCAUCCCACACUCAGCCACAACCACCCCAAGAAUAUCAAAGAAUCUCUAAUUUAGAGAUGAUGAUGGAGAAGAUGAUGAAGCAUCAAGAGUUAGCUAAUAAGAACCAUGAAGCCUCACUGAGAAACUUGGAAAGACAAAUAGGCCAAUUGUCUAAACAGCCUGAAAGACCAACCAACACUUUCCUAAGUGAUACCAUUCCAAAUCCCAAAGAAGAAUGCAAAGUAAUUCAACUCAGGAGUGGAAGAACAUUGAAGGAUAACAAGGUUGACAGUAAGAAGGAAGUGGCAAUGGAAGAGAAUGACCAAGAAGAGCUCAAAAAGAAGGAUGAAGAGCCACAAGCUUCAAAGAAGGGAAAGCUAAUCAUGGAGGAGCAUCCACAAGAACAGAGGAAGGAGGCAAAGCCUUACACUCCUCCUCUGCCAUACCCUCAAAGAUUGCAAAGAGAGCUCAAGGAUCAAUAA